AUGUCUACAACUUCUCCAGAAUAUCAAUUUGAUUCGAUUGCCGACACAAUCGCCGCUUUCAAGAAUGGAGAAUUCAUCAUUGUCCUCGAUGACCAGGACCGAGAGAAUGAAGCUGAUUUGAUCAUCGCCGCGGAGUCAAUCACGUCUGCUCAAAUGGCCUUUCUAGUUAGAUUCACUAGUGGUCUGAUAUGUGCUCCCAUCACCCCGAACCUUGCGUCACGCCUCGGCCUCCCUCAAAUGGUCACCCAAAAUUCCGAUCCAAAGGGAACGGCUUAUACAAUUGCGAUCGACUCAAGCGCCGACUCUAUCACAACAGGUAUCUCCGCCGAAGACCGCGCUCUGACAUGCCGCACCCUAGCUUCUCCAAAUGCUCGUGUGGACUCCUUCAGACGGCCAGGGCACAUUAUUCCGCUAGCCGCUCGACCUGGUGGUGUGCGCCAGCGUAAGGGCCACACCGAAGCUGCGGUGGAUUUGUGCCGACUUGCUGGCAAAGCUCCCGUCGGCGUUAUAGCAGAGCUGGUUGAAGACGGAGAGAUUGUGGAGGGGAUACCGGAGGUAGGUGGGAAUAAUGGAAUGAUGCGUCGCGAUGGGUGCUUGAGAUUUGGGAAAAGAUGGGGAAUUAGAGUAUGCACAAUUGAGGACUUGGUGAUAUACUUGGUUAGGGAAGAGGGAAUCGCAAAUACAAGACAAUAA
Penicillium waksmanii is the source of this 693-nucleotide messenger RNA. Its product is annotated as 3,4-dihydroxy-2-butanone-4-phosphate synthase. Lineage: Eukaryota; Fungi; Ascomycota; Eurotiomycetes; Eurotiales; Aspergillaceae. The record is from RefSeq and is a predicted model, not a curated record. Bases 1 to 693 code for a protein of 230 amino acids. Gene Ontology annotation, biological process: aerobic respiration; riboflavin biosynthetic process. The transcript is spliced from 3 exons. Gene Ontology annotation, cellular component: cytosol; mitochondrial intermembrane space. Gene Ontology annotation, molecular function: 3,4-dihydroxy-2-butanone-4-phosphate synthase activity.